Messenger RNA from Zonotrichia albicollis (white-throated sparrow), 5125 nucleotides. NCBI's taxonomy places the organism in Eukaryota, Metazoa, Chordata, Aves, Passeriformes, Passerellidae. The record is from RefSeq and is a predicted model, not a curated record.
CUGGUCCGGCCGUUCUGCCGCGCAGCUCCGUCUUUGUUCGUGGCUCAAAGGGAGGGUGGUGAGAGACGGAGCAAGCUCUAACGUGGCACAGCACAAGGAGCACAUCUUUCCCACCAAACCCAAAGGCUUGCUUACCUUCAGCUGAGUGCAUCCAAGAGCCCAGGCGAGAAGUGAGCCAGCAUGGAAGAACGUGGCAAUUCUCCAAGGCCUUAGCAGGUUCUAUAAUAAUCGAUGUUUUUUGCCCAUGAGUCACAAUUCAUCUCUAAUCUUCCUCGGGGGAGGUGGGAUUUGCUAUCUUUAGUGCUCACGACUGCUGCUUUCCCGGGCUGAGCAUCCCGCUGAGCCUGGACUCCUGCUGCAGGGAUGCUGACCUGGCAGCCAGCUGCCUUUCCAUCCUGCUCCCUGUUUGUGUAGCCCUCAGCACCAGCUGGCUUUGUGCAGUGGGUGCCGCAGUAUAAAUCAUGUUAAUUCCUGAGAUGCUUUUCCGCGAUAGACAGCUCCAAAAGGAUGCUCGGGCACUGGUGAGGGGAGAUUUGCCUGCUGGAGGAUGGGGUGCACAGGGCUGGGCUGUCUGGCAGCGCUGGCCGUGCUCUGCAGGGCUCUCGGGGAUGCUCCCAGCAGAGGCAUCAAAUGUGGGGGAGUACUUUCAGCACCCUCUGGCAAUUUCUCCAGCCCCAACUUCCCGGGGCUGUACCCCUACGAGACAGAGUGCACGUGGCUCAUCGUGGUGGCCGAGGGCUCCUCCGUCCUGCUCUCCUUCAGCCACUUCGAGCUGGAGUACCACGACACCUGCGCCUACGACUACCUCCAGGUCUACAACGGGGCUGCCCGGGACCGGGGCAACCUCCUGGGCACCUUCUGUGGCCACAGCCCCCCGCCACCCUUCUCCUCCGCCUGGCACGUCAUGGCCGUGGUCUUCCGCUCCGACCGGCACGUGGCCAAGCACGGCUUCGCCGCCGCCUACAGGAAAGACGCCUGCGGUGGGCAGCUGACGGGGCUCUCUGGGGAGAUCACCAGCCCGCGCUACCCCGAGAGUUACCCCAACGAUGCCGAGUGCCGCUGGAGCAUCGGGGGCGCCAGCGGGGGUGGCCCCCUCACCCUGGUGUUCGCUGACUUCCAGAUGGAGGGGGGCCAAGGCUGUGGCUUUGACUACGUGGCCCUUUUUGAUGGCCCCACAGUUACUGCCCCCAGCCUGGGGCGUUACUGCGGCAGCGCCCGCCCACCCCGCACCGUCUCCUCCACCCCACACCUCCUCAUCAUCUUCAAGUCGGACUUCAACAUCGGUGGCAGGGGCUUCAAGGCCCAUUUCUACUCAGGUGAGUGCCAGGAGGUGUUCACCACCAUCAAAGGGAAUUUCUCCAGCCCUCAGUACCCCAACUUCUACCCCAACAAUCUCAAGUGCCAGUGGAUCAUCCAGCUGCCCCCGGGCUACCGGGUCAAGGUCUUCUUCCAGGACAUGGAGCUGGAGGGCCGGAGCAGCCUGACGGGGGGCUGUGACUAUGAUCACUUGUCUGCCUUUGAUGGUGGCACCGAGAGUGGAUCCCUGCUGGGCCGCUGGUGUGGGCGGGAGAGCCUGGCACCCGUCACCUCCCGCAGCAACCGGCUGCUCCUGCUCCUCCACACCGACCGCAACACAGCCAAGAGGGGCUUCUCCAUCUCCUACGUGGGAGUUGUGCCCAUGAAUGUCAGCUGCACCCGGACAGACUUCCACAUCCAGAUCCCUGUGCAGUCCCUGGCCCAGCUGGAGAGGAAUAGGAUUUAUCUGGGGACCCCAUCCUGUGCAGCCCAGGUGGUUGGCAGGAACUUUAAAAUACACACCAGGUUUGAUACCUGUGGCACUGAAUCCCAGAGACGCAACAACACGUCUGUCAUCAUCAGCACCCUCUACAUUGAUUUUUCAGUGGGAGACCAGGAGGACAUCCACCAGUACGAGGUGCAGUGUGAGCCAAAGAAGAAGGAAGCCUCAGUGACCCUUAUUGCUGGCCCUGAUCCAUCCAGGCUCAGCCAGGCAGAAAACCUGGUGGAUGCCCAGAAGUGGGAGGGGGAAACGGUCGAUGCCCGUGAGAUCAAGAGCCAGGACACCAGCGACAUCGUCUUCAUCAGCAUCUGCAUCCUGGCUGGGCUCCUCAUGGUCAUCGCAGUGGUGGGGCUGGUGCUUCUCUAGGAUGCUCUUUCCACACUCCAGGGAUUGCAGUCCCACUCAUGCCCAGGGCAGAAAGGCACCCCAAAAUCCACCCUCACCCCAAGCUGAACCCCAACACAGCUCCCAGGCCCUGAAACUGAGCCUGAACCCAACCUCCACCUUCUCUUAGUGCCUGAAAAAUCUGGGCAAUAGGCAGCCGUUUCCCUUCCCAAUUUGUUUUCCUCUGUUUCAAUCUGUCCAUUUGGCUCAGGAAUGCAAUUCUUGUGCUCCCUAACUCUUCCCACACCUGCUUCAAUUUGUUUUCCCUGUAGUGCUGCUGCUUUCAGGAAAGAAACGUUGUUUGCCGAUGGCUGCAAAUCUUCCUGUCAAUUAUUUCUAGCUGAAUUCUUGGAGGUACAAACCAUCCCCAAAUGCAGCUAUAUUCCCAACAAAUGUUCUCCCUGCUCCCAGCCCGUGCUUGGGGGGACUGUGGAGCUGUGUUACAGGGAUCUCCACCUGGCACACACAGAUGUAGCUCAUGCAGGUGCUCCCAGGUGAUGUUUCUGGGUGUCUGUGGGUGAUGUGAUGAGAUGAAUUUGCUGUGCCCUGGAGCUCCUUGUUUGAUCUUCUCAUGUUGUCUCACCUUCUCGCAGGACUCACCUGAGUGCCUCAGCCACCAGCAGCUGGAGGGGAGGAGAACAAUCCUCUUCUCCUCUGUGUUUUCCUCCUUUCCAGCAAAUCCAGGUAUCCACAGCUGUGAACUCUCUACCAGCAUUACUGCUGAAGUGUGAAAAUAUGGGCAAAUCCUGCUAUGGCCUGGGGAGAUGUUGGAGUGCAGAGGUUUUGGUAACCCUGUAAAGACAACCUUGGCAGGAGGGGCUGGGACCUCAGUGACACCAGAUCUCCACUCAUGGUCCCUGCAGAAGGCGAGUUCAGCACCUGAAAACAUGAAGAGUCCUGUGAACAUCUGCCCCUCCAGAAAACUGGAGAUCCUCGCCAAGAGCCCUGAUGGAUGGCUGAGUGACCUCUGCCUGCCUCUUGUGCCACCCCAGCACAAAGGACAUUGCCCUUCAGCAUCAAAGAGGGGGUGGCUGUCACAGAGCAGCCUGUGUUCAUCCCUGUGGCUCAGAGCCAGCGUGUGUCAAAGCCACGUAAAAUCUUGCUAUGGAAAGAGGCCACCCCUCCUCCUCCAGCCUUUGUGAAACACACUGCAGUGCAGGGAGAGAUCCUAAAGUAUCCCAGUAUGGUCAUUCAGGGCACAGCAAACCCCUGGUGCUGUUGAAUCCAGCAUUUAGCAGGGUCUGUAGGAGAGUCCCAUUGGUGAAAGGCUGCCCUGACUGAUGUCCUGCUUCCCUCUGGGACAGCUCUGUUCAUCGGGGCAUCAGAGGAAGCAGCAGCAAAGGAACAGGAUGAUGAUGAUGAUGAUGAUGGAGCAGCUUUUCCUCCUGGAUUGCACCAACCCUGAAAGAGUGUCUGGGGAGGGAAGAAGGCGCAGGGCUGCGCAUGCCUCUAAUGAGGAGCCUUCGUUACCAGAGCCCGGAUUGAUUUGGCGUUUGUUGGUGCAACACAUCGGCAAAUGCGAGAUUUGCGAGGGAAAUAUUUGCCAGCACUGUGAAGCUCCAUUAAGGGAAUGUUUUGAGAGCCUGUUGUGUGCAGAGAUGGUAAACAAGGCCAGCCUCCCCCGCUGCUUGCAGAGCCUCACUGCCGGUUAAUUGCCGGGUACAGAACUGUCAGCUUGAGACCACAGUUACAAGAUUUGACAACUGAAAGAAACUUAAAGAUAUAAUUAACCUUCUUGGUGGCCCAGAUUGUGCUGGAACAGGUGAGCACUGCGGCUGCUGGUGCCUGGCAGGGAGCCCACAGCACCCAGCAGCAUCCAGCCCUCGCCUGCAGGACAGGCACUCCUUGCCCAGCUGGAGCCUCCAGAACCCUGUGAUUUGCAGGGAAAAAGGCUUUUCUGGACAGCUGUUGGUGUUGCACUCAAAUCAGGAGCUGGACCUGGUCACCCCAGGGAGGAUUUCCAGUUCUGGCUCCAGUUCACAGCCACCCAAGCAUCGCUGGGUGAAGUGCUCCCCUGCACACAUCCCUGUGGAUGCAGGACUGGUGCUGUGGGAGCAGCUCUGCUCCUGAGUCAAGGGGAUCCCAGCAGCCCCAGGCCUGCAGGGUGUUAUCCAGGGUGGUGAAUGCAACUUGAAUGGCUCCAAAAGCCCUUGACCCACUUGUUUCUGAUGGCGUUCACAGCUGCAUCUGCCACCAGCAGUGAGCCACUCGAGCCAGUCAUCUCACCUGGAGCAAGGGAAGCCUCUGGUGCUCACCAAACACCAGCCCUCCUCAGCCUCCAGUCCUCCUCCACCAUGUCUCAGCCUCUCCACUAGAUUCAGGCAACCAGUCUCCCUGCCCUGCAGGAAUUUGCUCUCUGGCAUCCCCUGUUGAACCAGGGCUUCCCUGAUGUACUGCCCUGGCUGGGGAUGGAGCCCAGCAGGGGAGGGGGACUGCCCAGGUAAUUUCCUAAAAAAACCCCUUCUUCUCAUGCAAAAGCUGCUUAGAUGAGAGGCAAACAGAUACCAGGAAUGCACCACCCUCUCUCCACCAUGCCUGUGGUCCUCACACUCGGCCUCAGUUCCCUCCUCAGCGUUUGCCCGGUGCUCCCGAGCAGGCAGGGGAGCGGCGGGCACGGGCAGUGCUCCUCCCGUGCCUCAGCUGAUUAUUUAUUUAGAGCACGAUGGCUGCACUGAUCCGGGCUGGAUGCAGCCUCCCCCAUUUCCUGGCUUUGCUUUCAGGAGUUCUGUCUCUCCAAAGCAAAGGUUUGGCUGUUGUGCAGGAGGGAGAGCCUCUGUUAUCCCUCUGCGAACGUCUGCCUGCAAAUCCAGUGUUGGAAAAUUGUAGAUCAUAGAAAACAGGACUGCAAGAGCCCCCAGGGGAUCAGUUGGUUCAUUCCCCUCCUUCCCUGGGGAGAUUGCUCCUACUGGAGAGAAGCUGUGCUAAAAUAUCCAAAAAAUCUCA